CAGAAAUCACUUGAUUCAUUUCAGCUGCACAGCAGGCAUCGUUUUUAAGUUAGAUUAGCUACUCUGUUGGUGGCUUUUUUUGGUGGAACAAGAAAGAAGCCACAUCUAAUUUGUCCUUAUGGACCAUUUUGCUGCAAAAUUUUAAAUGACAAAACACCAAUUUCAGUUUGUUUUCAUUCUGAAAUGGGACUCUAGCAACAAAUCUCAAAACUUGACUUGGAUGAACUGAAGCUUGUUUGUCAGAAUGUGUUACUUGGACAAAUAUUUAGGGCAAGAACCAAGCCUCUAGGGUGCUAAGAAGUUCAUGCUAGUAAAGUGAGGGUCAGCUUUCAUGAUUUAAGCACAUUCAACACCAUGCAUUCUCUGAAGAAUCAGCUGGGCUUUUCUGAGGAAAAGAAACACUACACUGAAACUCAGAUCAUGAACCAGAAUGCUAGUUCUACUUCACAAAGAAAACCUAGCAGUCACCGAUUCUCCAGUCUAAGCAAGUGGGAACUGAAACAGGAGGAAGGCAAUUGUCAAGAAAAACCCAUAAUUGCUCAACCAAUAUUUGUGUUUGAGGAAAGAAAACAAGCUUUCAAGAGACCAGCAGAAGAUCCUCUUUGUAAAGCGGAAUGUGAAUUUAACUAUUCAAGAAAGCGAGGAAGACCACCAUCUCUUAGUUUCCAAACUGUUGAUUCCACAUCCUACAGAGAUCCUUUGAAGCAGUCUCUACGGUGUCACUUUCUAAGACCUGCCAUUUUGCAGCCACCAGCAACUCAGACACAUGAGGAAAGGAGAGAAAUGUAUGGAGACAAUGCAUUAGGAUUGCACAAGGUUAAAGAAACAGUGAAGAGUCAAUUUCCUGAAGGGGGUUCCUGUUUGCUGAGAGAAAAUUCAGUGAGAUCUGAAAGCUUAUCCAAAUCCUCCAUAUGCAGGCACAUUUUAAAUCCUACUCCAAAAGGCAGGCAAUUGGAUGAAGAUAAAACAUCCUUUAAGAGCAUCACUUCUGAUUUUGUAUUUGGGGAAAAUAUGGUAGAAAGAGUUUUGAGUUACCAAAAAUGCCAGAAGCCUCCUAAUGAAAAGGAUUCUUAUCACUGGGGAAAGCCAAGCAAAUCCACAGGGCCUUUACUCAUCAGGUCUCCAUGUCCAAGAACGAGCACUAUCAAGAACACAACGCUCAGUGAAUCGGCAGCUGCUUAUGAUUCAAAACCAAUACCGCAAUAUUUCCUUGAAAAAGUCAAUGUUAUAACAGGGGAGGAAGCCGAACAUAACGUGCUCCAGAUCAACUGCAAGAUCUUUAUAUUUAAUAAAACAACACAGUCCUGGAUUGAAAAGGGCAGAGGGACAUUGAGACUCAACGACACAGCGAGCAACAAACUGGGAACCCUUCAGUCCAGACUCGUUAUGCGGAAUCAAGGCAAUCUGAGACUGAUCCUUAACACCAAACUCUGGGCCCAAAUGGAGUUGCAAAGAGCAAACAGCAAAAGUCUUCGAAUCACUGCUACGGAUUUAGAAGACUCCUUCAUCAGAGUAUUUUUAGUUCAGGCACGUGCUAAAGACGCAGGGUGCCUGUAUGCAGCGAUCCAUCACCGGCUUGUUGCACUCCGAAGCUUGGAUAAGCAGGAAUCAAAUGUGAAUCAAGUUGAAACCGAACCCAAACCAGUCUUCCAACUUCUAAGUUGUGACAGUUGUGAUGAGGACGAUGACGACGGAACUCAGAUCACCAGAUCUAAUCCCUCCAAGUGGGCUCAUAGGCAGUCAGUUGCCUGUUCGUAACCUCUAUCAGCCAGUUACUACUAAAAGAAGAUUGGUCAUCUUUUAUAAACCUUAAACCGCCUUCAUGGAUCUUCAAGUGAGUUUAAACCAUUCCAAGGUUUUUAAGGCAAAAGUUAGUUUUCAAGAGAAUAUAUAGCUCUCAUACACAGGUGUAGGAUUUGGAAUUCUCUAAGAUUUCUUAUUUCCAGAAAUCACUUUCCUUCUCUUUUGCAUUUGGAUUGUUGUUGAAACAGUUUCUCAGAUUUAAGAUUUUCAUGUGGACUGCAAACAUGUAGAAUUCCUUGUUUCUGGAGAUAUUCAUUGAGAAGAAGAUUUUAUGACUAAUUGGGAAUUAUUCAUCAUAUUGAUGCACGGUACUCUGAACUAUGGCUGACUAAAUGUGCCAAAUUUCCGACUAAAAGACUUUUUUUUUUUAGUAAUGCUAUGUAUUACAGCAUUGGAUUAUGAGAUAUGUUUUUAAAGUCUUUAAAUAUAGCUUCUUUGAUAAAAGGGUGUCAUAAAUGUUCCAUAGUAGCCUUCAAAAAUGAGCCAUAUUUACCUUGGCUCUGAGUUCCUAAAAUGCUCAUCUACACAUAUUAUGUAUUUUAAAGAAAAAUUGAUGUGUAACAAAAAUUAAAAUGAUUCAUGGUUCAA
Molecule: messenger RNA, 2391 nt
Organism: Ornithorhynchus anatinus (platypus)
Lineage: Eukaryota; Metazoa; Chordata; Mammalia; Monotremata; Ornithorhynchidae
Gene: RANBP3L
Product: RAN binding protein 3 like
Exons: 13
Coding region: 355-1758 (467 amino acids)
Biological process (GO): protein export from nucleus
Cellular component (GO): cytoplasm; nuclear pore
Molecular function (GO): GTPase activator activity
Source: RefSeq, a predicted model, not a curated record